Messenger RNA from Pungitius pungitius (ninespine stickleback), 3117 nucleotides. Its product is annotated as E3 ubiquitin-protein ligase TRIM39-like. NCBI's taxonomy places the organism in Eukaryota, Metazoa, Chordata, Actinopteri, Perciformes, Gasterosteidae. The coding region runs from base 849 to 2714 and encodes 621 amino acids. Gene Ontology annotation, molecular function: protein binding; zinc ion binding. The record is from RefSeq and is a predicted model, not a curated record. The transcript is spliced from 2 exons.
UGUUAGAAGGUAGUGUGUCCUGUUAAGGUAGUUACUCAGACAUACAGUCAAUGGAGGUUUUUACUUACUUGAUAAUUACGAAUAGAAACACUGUAGUAACAUUUACUGAAGUCAGUUGUUAAAAGUCAAGCAAUACAAAUUUCACUAAAGCAAACAUUUUAUCAACAAAGUGCCCUCGAAGUACAAAAAACACUAAUUUCUUAUCCUUUAUUAUUUUUAUUUUUUAUUGCUCUGUGAAGUUUGGGAAUUUUGCUUAGCUGGAUGACAAUGAUUUUGUUUUGGUUAAAAAGUCCAACCGGAAGUGCUAUUCUUGAUGGUUUUGAGUGUACAUGUCUUAUGUCUACAUCCGACAUAAUUAUAAUCACAUUUCCAUAACACUAUAGCAUCCGCCCAUUUAUCUUCUUCACAGCAAAUCUUUGCAUGUUCUCUUUAUCUCUGUCACUCCUCACUUAUCAGUGGUAGUAAAGUACACAUUAGAGAAGAGGCGGAGCUACACGGAGGGGCGGAGCUUCCACGUCACUCUCCAGAAACGAAAGUUAAGUUGGUCAGAGAGACAGACGCGCUGCAGUGAAGACAAGUCUCCGUGUUUCUGAGAGAAAAGUCAAAGUGACGUCAUCAGGUGUUCCUCAGCAACACAGCAGAGUCUCUUGAGAACACAGGUGAGUACAGCUGGUCACAUUUACACCUUCAACAAGCAGGAAGAACACACAACUUGUAAGUUCCUCUGUGUUCACUUCCUGGUCUCUCUCUGUUUCCUGGUCCCUUCCUCUGUUUCCUCUUGCUGAGUCACGUUAAACGUGUUCAACAGGAACCUGCUGGAGGCUUUUAGUGUCAAUCAUCUAAAUGAGAUGCUACAUGUUUGUCACCAAGUAAGCAGAGCGUUGUUAGCGUGCUGCUCUUUAUUCACAGCAUGUGGACACGUUCUGGGCUGUUCAUCAAGAAUAGUGACCAUGAAGACACAGUAUUUUACCCAAUGUUACACGCUACAAUCCCACUGCUUUCAAAUGACAACACAUUAUAAUUAUAUAUAUUUCUUCUCUUCCACAACAUGUGCAGACAUGGCUUCUUCAAACUAUGGUCCAUCUGAAGAUCAGUUCCUGUGCUCCAUCUGUCUGGAUGUGUUCACUGAUCCAGUCUCCACACCAUGUGGACACAACUUCUGCAUGAACUGCAUCAAUGAACACUGGAACACCAGCGACCAGAACCUGUGUCCAAUGUGUAAGAAGGACUUCACCACCAGACCUGAUUUGAGGGUCAACACCUUGCUCUCUGAGAUGGUUGUUCAGUUCAGACAGUCCACUCAGCAGAAAGCCAGCAGCAGCAGCUCAGAGCAACAAGAGUCCAAACCAGGAGAAGUUCCCUGUGACGUCUGCACUGGAACCAAAGUGAAGGCCCUCAAGUCCUGCCUGGUGUGUCUGGCCUCCUACUGUGAGACUCACCUGGAGCCUCAUCUGACAGCUUCACGUCUGAAGAGACAUCAGCUGAUGGACCCUGUGGAGAACCUGGAAGGCAGGAUGUGUACGAAGCACGAUAAACCUCUGGAGCUGUUCUGUAAGAGCGACCAGACGUGUGUCUGCAUGCUCUGCACUGUUUUAGACCACAAGAACCAUGAGUAUGUUCCUCUGGAAGAAGAAUAUGAAGAAAAAAAGGUCCAGCUGAAGAAGACAGAGACUGAAAUCCAGCAGAUAAUCCAGAAGAGAAGACUGAAGAUUCAGGAGAUCAAACACUCGAUGGACCUCAGUGAGGAAGAUGCAGGCAGAGAGAAAGCAGAAGGUGUUCAGGUCUUCACUGAUCUGAUGGAGUCUGUUGGAAGAGGCUUGAAGGAGCUCCUCAAAACAAUAGAAGAGAAGCAGGAAACCACAAAGAAACAGGCUGAAGCUUUCAUCAGAGAGCUGGACCAGGAAAUCUCUGAGCUGAUGAAGAGGAGCGCUGAGGUGGAGCAGCUCUCUCUCUCUGAAGACCACCUCCAUCUUCUCCAGUCCUCAAACAUCCAUCAGCCACCACCCACCAAGGACUGGACAGAGGUCCGUGUUUGUCCUCCUUCAUAUGAGGGGACUGUGGUGAGAGCUGUGUCUCAGCUGGAGGAGACACUCAGUGAAAUGAUGAAGAAGUGGUUUGCUGAGCUGAAGAGGGUCCAGAUGUUUGCAGUGGAUGUGACUCUUGAUCCUGAAACAGCUCAUCCUCUACUCAUCCUGUCUGAUGAUGGGAAACAAGUGAAACUUGGUGAUGUGGAGAAGAAUCUCCCAAACAACCCAAAGAGAUUUUCUAGUUGGUCCUGUGUUGUAACAAAGCAGAGUUUCUCUUCAGGCAGAUUCUACUUUGAGGUUCAGGUUGAAGGAAAGACUGAGUGGUUUUUAGGAGUGAUCAGAGAGUCUGUCAACAGGAAGGGAAACACCUCAUGGAGUCCUCAGAAUGGUCACUGGAUUCUAUGUUUGGAAAAUGGAAAUAAAUACUCAGCUCUUGAUGAUCCUCAAGUUGAUCUCUCUGUGAAGUCUGGUCUUCAGAAGGUGGGGGUGUUUGUGGACUAUGAGGAGGGUGUGGUCUCCUUUUAUGAUGUAGAAGCUGCAGCUCUCAUCUACUCCUUCACUGGCUGCUCCUUCACUGAGAAACUCUUCCCGUGGUUUCAUCCUGGUUCUAAUGUCUUUGGUGGAAACUCUGCUCCUCUGAUCAUCUCUCCUGUCGGAGUAAACUUAUCAUUCUCUUCUUUCAUGUGAUUUUAUUCAUUAAAGGGAAUAAAUGUACAUAUUUUUUAUAAAUACUGUGUUUUUCUCUUAAUUUCUGUAUCAUGACACCUUAUGGAGAAUAUCUUUUUUUAACCUUUUGAAUCAAGACUUUUUUAUUUUCACUAAAUAUCCUGAUGUUUGACUUUGAGUAAAUUAGCAAAACAAAUUUCAUCUGAUUUGCAGCCACUGAAAACAUUUUGUUGAAUAUUUCAUAUUUUUAAAAACUCUUCUUACCUUUCCAUCAUCUUCACAGAAUACACUUUGUGUUAUUGUUAUACUGCAUUAAAGGUCAACGGACAAAGUAAAUUAAUAUAAAUGCAAAUGUUCUUUCCGUGUGAAGUGUUUUGAAUGAUUAAAAGUUUCUUUGGCUCAUUAUGAUUUGUUUUGUGACUGU